AUGAAAAUGCUAGUAUUUGGAGGUGCGGCUGCCAGAUUAUGUGGGCGUGGGCGUAGGAUGAUGAGCACGAGCACUAAUCCAAAUCCAUGGCUGAUGCUGCCGCCCACAUUCGACAGAAGGCGCGGUGGCAUGGUGUACAACUUCUACAGGCUGGCCGACGAGGAGGUUGUGGUGAUCAAGAAGUACGGCCAGGGACCGGAGCCUCCCGAGAUCCCGGACGACAACGCCCGGGUGGUGGGGUCAUCCCAUGGGUGGCUAGCAUUGAUGAACGACCGCAACGACGAGCUGUUCCUCUCCAACCCCAUCACCCGGCGCCACAUCAGGCUCCCCCCAAUCCAGUCCCUUCCUGACCCCGUGCUCAACCUCGACCACGUCAGCGGCAAAGCCAUGGUGUCGAAGCUAAUCCUGUCUGCAGCCUCCCCAGGCUCGGAGGAGUGCCGGGCCAUGGUGUCGUACGGGCAGGACGAUCGGCUGGCCUUCUGCUGCCCGGGGCACAGCCACGAGUGGGUCCCCAUAGGGAAGCCAUACAUGGAUCGAGAGAACAAGACUUUGAACGUGGUCUAUCCCAAGUCCUACGAUGACUUUGUGUAUUCAAGCAAGAGCAAUGUGUUCAGUUGCUUGACCAGGUCGGAGCUCCACGAAUCGGGGCUGGAGGACUGGGACUUGACGGACAUGGAUUCUCCCAAAUUAGCUUGGAUUCGGACGGACAAUGAUAGCCCGUUGGGGCUGAGUGAUGAUGCUCUCUUGAGAGAGCAGCACCUGGCGUAUGCGGAGCAGACGGAUGAGCUGUUCCUGCUGUCACGUUUUAUCCACAAACGCCGACACAAAACUCAGUUUUUCAAUACAUAUAGAGUUAAAAAGGAGGAGGAUGGAUGGAUGAAGACGUACCCAUCUUCGGCUUCGGAUCUCGCCUUGUUUCUUGGGACCAACCACUCCUUUGCCAUCUCCCAUUUCAACUCCAAUUCUAUUUACUUCACCAACCAUAAACAACAUCAUCAACAUCAACAUCAUCAUCAACCAGAUGUCGGAAUAUACCAUUGCGGCCACCGUAAUCUCUCAAAUUGCUACUAUCCCUUGCAUCACACCAAUACUACUAAUGCUGUCCCUGCACCCAUUUGGUUUACUCCAACACUUGCUUGA
Messenger RNA from Salvia hispanica, 1140 nucleotides. RefSeq lists its product as uncharacterized. The record is from RefSeq and is a predicted model, not a curated record. Lineage: Eukaryota; Viridiplantae; Streptophyta; Magnoliopsida; Lamiales; Lamiaceae.